This is a messenger RNA of Cucumis sativus (cucumber), 950 nucleotides long. RefSeq lists its product as uncharacterized. The record is from RefSeq and is a predicted model, not a curated record. The transcript is spliced from 2 exons. NCBI's taxonomy places the organism in Eukaryota, Viridiplantae, Streptophyta, Magnoliopsida, Cucurbitales, Cucurbitaceae. The coding region runs from base 119 to 805 and encodes 228 amino acids.
UCCCCUGUUAUCCUAUGGUUACAAGAAAACUCCUAAUAAUGAGGUUGACACGCUGCUGAAGGAACGUGACUUAGCCAUCAAUGCCUUAAAAGAACACCUGUGUGUAGCCUAGAACAGGAUGAAGAAAAUGGCUGAUCGAAAUAGAAGAGAGUUAAAAUUUAAGGUAGGAGAUGAAGUCUACUUGAAAUUGAGACCUUACCGGCAACGCUCCUUGGCUCGGAAGAAGUGUGAAAAGUUAGCACCUAAAUAUUACGGACCCUACAAAAUUACUGAAGAAAUAGGAGCAGUUGCGUACAGAUUGAUGUUACCGCCGGAAGCCAGUAUCCACAAUGUGUUCCAUAUUUCUCAGUUAAAACUGAAACUGGGUAGUCAACAAGCUGUUCAACACCAGCAACCUAGGCUAACGGAAGAGUUUGAGUUACAAUUAUGGCCGGAAACAGUGUUGGGAGUCCGUUGGAAUCGGGAAUUGGGAGGAAAUGAAUGGUUACUUAAGUGGAAAGGGCUGCCGGACAGUGAAACAACUUGGGAAUCUGUUUUCCAAAUGAACCAACAAUUCCCUGACUUUCACCUUGAGGACAAGGUGAACCUGGAACCGAGGGGUAUUGUAAGGCCCCCUAUUAUCCAUACAUACAAAAGGAGGGGUAAAAACGUAAAAGCUCACGCAGCAGAAAAGGGGAGAAUAUUAGGAAAAGAACAUGAGAGUGGGGCCCACGGGAAGAAUGAGAAAAGAGCUAUAAAUAAGGCCUUAUCGGGAUUGGGGGCUAGGUUAACUUUUUGUCUUCAUUUGGUCUGUAGAGGCUGCUAGGUCUAGGAAGGACUACUAUCUUUUCCUGGGGAGGUUUGACAUGAUAUUAUCAUCUUUAUUGCUUUCUUUUAUAUUUCCUUCUACUGUAUCUCUUGGCAUUUAUAUAUAAAUAAAGAUCUACAGAGUGCUGUCUCUGUUUGCCAAC